AUGGAGGCGAUGCUCACCGCUUUGCGAAAGAGACACGCGGAACUCAAAUCCCAGAACGAUCGGAACGUGCGAUUGGGCGUGGCCAUGGAGAAUCUGCUGAGGCCUGUGGAGGAUGGCAUUCGUAUCGAGCGGGAGAGGGAAGCCGCCGAGCUUGCGUCGAGGAGGAUGGACUUUGGCUUCAGGGCCGAGGCGGGGAAGGGCGAUGAGGACGUUGGCACCGUGGGACAGAAGUCGAAAUAG
This is a messenger RNA of Tuber aestivum (summer truffle), 240 nucleotides long. Lineage: Eukaryota; Fungi; Ascomycota; Pezizomycetes; Pezizales; Tuberaceae. The record is from the annotation of a GenBank genome assembly.